AUCAGAAACAGAGAGAUUUGUUGCUAAACGAGUUACUUACCCGUUCUUAUAUCUGACAAAAUUUGGUACACUUGUCAUAUGUCAGCAAACCGAACAUCAUGGCUGAUGCCGUUGCCACUUUUCUUAAGAAGUUGUUCAGCGACAUCCAUGAACUUUACAAGUCAUCUCAUGAAAGUCUGUUGUCAUCUGCCGAAUUACAAGAUCAAGAGAGAGAAGUAACCAAACAGUUUGAUGCUCUUAUGGGUCAUCUCAAGAAGAUGAUGCUGGGAUAUGAUAAUGAGCAAGUGCAGGUAAUAUUUACCAUAUUGGAACAAGAGGUGGCUCAGAUACAUGCUCAGAAUUUCGCUAGACUAUCACUGAGUGAUGGAAUAAUACAGACUUGUGAAGAACUUUGUAACAACCAAUGUGAUAGAAUACUAGAGACUUGUGAAGAACUCUGUAACAUCCGAUAUGGCUUAAACAUAGUGGGAGAAGAUAUUGUUGUGGGCCUUGAUGAUGAAGUGCAAACACUUCUUGAUCAACUUACCGACUCUACAAAGCAGUUGCAGGUUAUCUCAAUCACAGGAAUGCCUGGGAUUGGCAAGUCAACUUUGGCUCGAAAACUAUACACAGAUCCAUUAAUUGAGUAUGUUUUUCACAUUCGAGCAUGGACUUGUGUUUCUCAAGCAUAUGUGAAGAGAGAUGUGCUACUCGGUAUUCUGAAGUCCUUUCUCAAUUAUCACACAGAAGAGAGCUAUAAAAUGACUGAUGAACAGUUGGGGGAAAAGCUAUACAGGCUUUUAAAGGGUCGUCAGUAUUUGGUGGUCUUAGAUGACAUCUGGGAUUCUGUAGCCUGGAAUGACCUCAGAAUCUAUUUUCCAGAUGACAAAACCGGAAGCCGGGUUCUUUUUACUAGCCGUGAUACUGAUGUGAGUUUGAAUGUAGGGUCAGCCAGACCUGCUCUUGUUUUGCGUCCACGUACCGAAGAUGAAAGUUGGGUCAUAUUUCAGACAAAGGUAUUUAGAACCGGAAUAUGCCCUCACCGGUUGUGGGAAUUUGGAAGGGUGAUAACAAGAAACUGUGAGGGGUUGCCUCUUGCAAUCGAAUUAACAGCAGGUCUCUUGAAAAAUAAAACAUCAGAUAAUUGGUGGGAAAAAAUAGCGCAGGACACACGUUCGUAUAUGGUUCGAGAUCGAAGCCAAUACAUCGACUCAUUGGCUUUAAGCUACAAUCAUUUGUCUCGUGAACUGCAACGGUGUUUUCUCUUUCUUGGACUAUUUCCCGAAGACUAUGACAUCCCAGUGACAAAAUUGAUUUGGCUAUGGGUUGCUCAAGGAUUCAUACGUGAAACAGGAAGCAAAAUCUUAGAGGAUGUUGCAGAGGAUUUCUUGAUGGAAUUAAUCAAGAGAGGUCUGCUGAAAAGUUCUAAAAAGAGAGCUGAAGGCCUAAUCAAAGCAUGCCGCAUCCAUGAUUUAUUGCGGGAGUUAUGCUUAAAGAAAGGUGAGGAAGAGAUUAAUGAUACGAUAACCAAAGGGCACGAACCUGAUGCUGAAUCAUCCUACCCAGACAUUACAAUUUAUGUACAACCCGGACUGUCAUUCAAUUGGGCUGCAUUUUCCCCAAACUCUAGCUUGUGCCAUCCAUUCAAACGCAACCCCCAACUUAGUCUUGAUGGACAUGUUUCGAGUAUAAAUUACCAUUUCCUUCGGAUUCUAGAUGCAGAAUCUGUCCAUAUUCCAGAACUUCCUACUGUACACGGCCUUGUUAAUUUAAGAUACUUGGCCAUUCAAACUCAUGAUGGAAGUCCCCAAGCGUCAAUCUCGAGACUUGUCAACCUACAAACGUUGAUAAUCUUGUCAGAGAAGAGUAUUGUUUUACCAGCAACCAUCUGGAAUAUGGUAAAUGUAAGGCACCUGUAUAUGAAAUCAAAAGCAGGGGAAAAUUUUAUCCAGGAGCCUUAUUUUGUACAAGUAACAGACAAGAAAGAUUGUCACAGUGGUUUGGCUAGCCUGCAGACCUUAUCCCACAUAUGUCCUCGAUCUUGCCAGAAUUUAUCUUUAAGGAAUCCGAAUCUUAGAAAACUUGGUUUUUGCGGACCCUUAAUAUCAACCCAAGGUGAUAUUCAUUUUCCAAAUAUACGCUCUUUGGAGCACCUUCAUAAGCUAAAGUUAUCCAAUACACUUUACAAUUCUCAGCCAACAAGGUUGCUCAAUGCUUCAAUGUUCCCUGACAAGCUUAGGAAUCUGACCUUGUCAAACACUGGCAUGGAUUGGGAAGAUAUGCAGUCAUUGUCCUUGCUACCUAACCUUGAAGUUCUUAAAUUGAAAUUCCAUGCUUGCAUUGGAGAAAUUUGGGAGACGAGCAAUGGAGGGUUUCAGCGACUCAGGAUAUUGAAGCUGCAUGUCUUGAACUUGGGAGAAUGGAUAUGCUCUAGAGAUGACUUCCCACGUCUACAGCGUUUAGUGGUUCUUCAUUGCUCAAAUCUUAAAAGUAUCCCCUCCGACCUAGGGAGGAUUUAUACGCUCGAAGAAAUUGAUGUGCAAGGAUGUAGGAAGUCUGCACAGGUCUCUGCUUUAGACAUCCAGGAAGAGCAAGAGAAUGAAGGAAACUGUUUAUUAAAAGUCCUUGCUGCAGAUAAUUACAGCUGAGUAAAUCUACAGAUGCCUAGCUGCCCAGGUUAGUAUGUUUUAAACUCUGCAUCAGUGUGAAUUAAAGAUCAAAGGUAAAGUUGUGAAAAUCAGGUGGGUCAAUGGAGAUGGGGCUCCAAAGUCCAAACAAAUCGACUUCGGCCAUUAGCCUGGUUUAUAUUGGUUUUUGAACAAAAGAUUAGCACAUGAAAGUGUACUAAACUUUGCUCAGUUUGCUAUUGUGUGUAUUCACUCUAAAAACCUCUACUGUGUAUAUUAAACUCUUAAAUUUUCUUGAUUGAUGUAUCCAACUUGCAACCUCCACUAUGUGUACUAA
Erigeron canadensis is the source of this 2943-nucleotide messenger RNA. Its product is annotated as putative late blight resistance protein homolog R1A-10. The coding region runs from base 99 to 2627 and encodes 842 amino acids. The record is from RefSeq and is a predicted model, not a curated record. Gene Ontology annotation, biological process: defense response to other organism. Gene Ontology annotation, molecular function: ADP binding. The transcript has a single exon. NCBI's taxonomy places the organism in Eukaryota, Viridiplantae, Streptophyta, Magnoliopsida, Asterales, Asteraceae.